Pelobates fuscus (common spadefoot toad) is the source of this 2570-nucleotide messenger RNA. RefSeq names its product forkhead box C1 (gene FOXC1). Gene Ontology annotation, biological process: regulation of transcription by RNA polymerase II; anatomical structure morphogenesis; cell differentiation. Lineage: Eukaryota; Metazoa; Chordata; Amphibia; Anura; Pelobatidae. The record is from RefSeq and is a predicted model, not a curated record. The transcript has a single exon. Bases 546 to 2009 code for a protein of 487 amino acids. Gene Ontology annotation, molecular function: RNA polymerase II cis-regulatory region sequence-specific DNA binding; DNA-binding transcription factor activity, RNA polymerase II-specific.
GCCUGCUGACCGUGCUCAAAAAGUUCAGAACUUUUCCCAAUGCUCCCCCAGCCUGAUCCCUGCACCCAGCCUGCACCCAUCCUGUCAGUGACUGAUCCUUGAACCCAGCCUGGCACCCAGCUUUCCAGUGACUGAUCCCCACCCAGGACACUUGUAGGGGACACAUUGACUCCAUACACUGUGGGAGACUCUAUUACUUCUUCAUUAUCAUCAUCCUCCUCAUCCUCACUGGAGCAGAGCUGCUACGUGUUGAUCUAGGAGUAAGGGUACCGGGAUCUGCAUCCUGGAGCAGGACUGAGUUCACCUGGCUUUACUGUCUGUAUCUCUGAGUAUCUGGAGAGUCUGAGCCCGGAGUUGUGGGCUCUGAGCGCUGAGUUGGCUCCUUCUCUAUGAGUUGACUCUCCAGCUGAUCCCGGCCUGGGCAGAUCAGGAAGGAGGGAGGAGGGUGUCCGAGCUCUCCGGAUUGCCUGUGGAUAUUGUAUGAGUCUUGCUGCCCCCUCUGUGCCCCGUGUGCCCCCCCUGUGCCCUGUGUGAGUGGAGGAGCCAUGCAGGCGCGAUACUCGGUGUCCAGCCCGAACUCGCUGGGAGUAGUGCCCUACCUGGGGGGGGAGCAGAGCUAUUACCGGGCAGCGGCGGCCGCGGCAGCAGCAGGAGGGGGGUACACAGGCAUGCCGGCCCCCAUGAGCAUGUACUCACACCCGGCCCACGAGCAGUACCAGGCCGGCAUGGCCAGAGCCUACGGGCCCUACACCCCCCAGCCGCAGCCCAAGGACAUGGUGAAACCCCCCUAUAGCUACAUCGCUCUGAUCACCAUGGCCAUCCAGAACGCCCCCGAUAAGAAGAUCACCCUGAACGGCAUCUACCAGUUCAUCAUGGAGAGAUUCCCCUUCUACCGGGACAACAAGCAGGGCUGGCAGAACAGCAUCCGCCACAACCUGUCCCUCAAUGAGUGCUUUGUCAAGGUGCCCCGGGAUGACAAGAAGCCGGGGAAGGGCAGCUACUGGACCCUGGACCCGGACUCCUACAACAUGUUCGAGAACGGCAGCUUUCUGCGCAGGAGGCGGAGGUUCAAGAAGAAGGAUGUGAUCAAGGACGGGGCCAAGGAGGACAAGGAGCGGCUGAUGAAGGACCAUGCCGCCCAACCGUGCUCAGCCCAGCGGCAGCCGAGCCAGGCCGGGGGGGAGCAGGAGGGCGGCCCGCAGCCGGUCCGGAUUCAGGAUAUAAAGACCGAGAACGGCUCGGCCUCCCCCCCGCGGGCCAUGUCUCCGGCCCUGUCCGCCGUGCCCAAGAUAGAGAGCCCGGACAGCAGCAGCAGCAUGUCCACCGCUGGCAGCCCGCACAGCAUCCCGUCCGCCCGCUCCCUGAGCAUGGACUCCGACUCCCACCACCCCCAGCACCACAGCCAGGGCUUCAGCGUGGACAACAUCAUGACCUCUCUCCGGGGCUCCCCGCAGGGCUCGGGGGACCUGCCAGCUGGACUCAUCCCUUCCUCCUCCCGGACUGGCAUAGCCCCGGCCCUGUCCAUCAACUACCCCUCGGGCCAGGGCACCCUCUACAGCUCGCCCUGCAGCCAGAGCUCCGGCCCGGCCGGGACCUAUCACUGCAACAUGCAGGCCAUGAGCCUGUACUCCGGGGACCGAGCCGGACACCUCACCCCCUCCAACACCCCGGCAGCCAGCACGGUGGAAGAGUCCUUACCUGACUACAACAUCACCACCAGCACCACAACCACCUCGGCCCUCAGCCAUGGCAGCCAGGAGCACCCCCACCAGAGCCGCCUGCCCUCAUGGUACCUGAACCAGGCCGGGGAUCUGGGCCACCUGGCCGGGGCCACCUACCCUGGGCAACAGCAGAACUUCCACUCGGUGCGAGAGAUGUUUGAGUCCCAGAGGAUUGGAUUGAACAGCUCCCCUGUGAAUGGGAAUAGCAGCUGUCAGAUGUCCUUCCCAUCCAGCCAGUCUCUGUACCGCACCUCGGGGGCAUUUGUCUAUGACUGCAGCAAAUUCUGACCAAAGAUCAAUCAAAACAAGUUUGAAAAAAAGAAAGAAACUCCUUUAUUAUUAUUAAUAUUAUUAUUAUAUUAUUUUUUUUUCUUCUACAAAAAAGGGGGAAAAUUGUAUAGAUAUAAUUCUCAAAUUCCCUCAUCCAAAAGUCAAAAAACACCUAGUUUGUACAGAGACACAAAUAAUGUGUGGUUUGUAAAAGCCAAAUCGACACGUAAGUUUCUUCUACUUUUUAGAAAAUCGUUAUUUUUUCUGUUUGUUUUUUUUGUUUUUGAAGGUAUUAUUUUGCAUAUGUUUAAAAGCAUAUAUAUAUGGCAAGCUUUUAUGAACUUGUUCUGAGAUGUAAAUUGCAAUAUAGUAAUUUAUUUUAAAGUGUACUUGGACCAAACGCCAGGCAGUGUUGGCCAGCAGCUCAAAAUGAGAUAUCUGAACUUUAGAGUUCUCAUUACAAGGAAGAAAAAAUGUACCCAGCAUAUUUUUAUCAAUUUGUUUUCUUCUGUUCAAAAUAUUCUGAAGGCUUAGUAUUGUUUGUUUCUUAAUAAAUUACCAUUCUAUUUGAAUGAUAAA